This is a messenger RNA of Glossina fuscipes, 2662 nucleotides long. RefSeq lists its product as uncharacterized. The record is from RefSeq and is a predicted model, not a curated record. The transcript has 2 exons. Bases 114 to 2642 code for a protein of 842 amino acids. Gene Ontology annotation, biological process: regulation of transcription by RNA polymerase II. Gene Ontology annotation, cellular component: nucleus. Lineage: Eukaryota; Metazoa; Arthropoda; Insecta; Diptera; Glossinidae. Gene Ontology annotation, molecular function: transcription cis-regulatory region binding.
ACCACAAAAAACCACCUUCAUCACCAACACUUUUUUUUUAUAAACGUUGUUCACAUUACGGCCGCACAAUUGCACACUACUACCAUAGAUAUCCGCACCGCUAUUACUACCGUAUGGAGCGUGGCGCCGGCGGUGGUCAGCAGCCGUACCAUCACGCUCAUACGUACAUGACCGCAUCUGACGAAUACACCGGUCAAUCGUCGUUCGAUAAUCCGGCUACGAAAAAGAAGCCACCUAAACUAAAAGCAAUUAAUCGCUCUAUCUCCAUGGCCAUUGAUAAUUAUGAAGGGGCGGCUGGAGGGGGGUUUGAGGAUUCGUCUUUGAUUAUCGAACAGCCGUUAAUACAUAGGGCAGCCUCGCCGGUUGCCAUACGCUCAGCCCCACCGCCACAAACGCUUGCACUACCCACAGCUCUGCACCACGGUGGCGGUGGCGGAGGCGGUAGUGGAGCUGUUUCACCUGCACUCUCUGCACGCCAGCAGCAACAACGCAUGCUUUCGUUUCAACACUUGGCAUCAUCAGCCCGCCAAUACAGCCAGCAACAGCAACACCACUCCAGCUCCGCCAGUUCGCCUACCUCGCAUGCUGUUAGUCCGGUGCUCGGUGGUGGGGCCCGUCAAACACAGCACCAACAACAACAUCCAGACAUUUACUUAGUCAGUAGUGGCAGCCUCGGCGAAGAUAUGGCUGUCGGUACGACAGGCGUGGGUGGCAGUUCAUCGCCUAUACAAUUUAUUGAUGAUUAUAUGCUGCCGCCAACGCACGGUCGUCAUGCUGCCACGCACCCACUUAAGAAAAGCAUGUUUCGACGUUCCGAUACUAUUGAUAUACAUCCGGCUUCUACUUUUCAGAUGAAGAAAACCCAUUCCUUUCAUGCACCCACCGACAGCGGCCCUUUAGUCGAUCCCUUAUUAUUAGGUGCUAUUGGUGCACAAACUCCCUCGGCUUCAUCAUCUCGACGUACGAGUUCAGUAAGAGGCAAUUUUCUAAUGCCUGGACAUGCUUCUACAAAGGAUUUAAGUCGUUCUCCAUCGCCAAGUCGUCGAGGGUGUCGUUCACAUCGUUCUCUACAUGAGCCAAGUCGACGGCCUAGCGGUAAACCGGAUACGGUAACCGAAUCACAAAUACGUCACCCUUCUCUGAACGAUGAUCUUGUAGAUCCGAACGAUGCCCGUUCCCUGCAUAUGCCGCAAGCAACACUGUCAUUAGAAAAUGAACUCUUCGCAGAAUCACGUUCGCGCAGUAACAGUCACACGAAAAUGGACGAUGUGGGGACAACGGACGCAACACUACAUCCAAGGAGUGCAGGUAUACGCAAAACCUCAGGUUCCUUUGAGGAAGCGAUAAUAAGUUCCGCCAGCCAUCCGGCAGCCGCUACCAGUAGUUUAAAAAAACGUGAUCAUCCACACACAUCAAGACAGCACAGCACACAUAGCUUAGAAUUAGAUGGACGACCAUCCACCUCUGCAGCGGCAGCGGCAGCAGCCGCAUCUACACAUUCUUCGUUGCAUUUGCAUGGCGCUGCCGCUGCGGCCACUGCGGCAUAUCAUUUUAAACGUGGCGCUCAGCACGGCCGUUCACUUUACCUAUCACCUAACGCGCUCGACGAGCUACAGGUCCAUCAUCGUCCCACAGUUUUGGCAGCUGCCGCUGCCUUUCAAGGUACCAAUGCCAGUGCGAGCAGUCUUAAACAGGCUAAAGCUUUACACAGUGCCAGUAUGCGUUUGAAAACUUAUCGCGAAACUUUAAGCGCUAGUAAAAAAUCGAAAAGUUUUAUAGCGGACGGCACUUACCCACCACCCAUUAAUGUAGCUACUAACGAAUUUGUCGAGCUUACUUCACCCCACCGACGUAACAGUGGACGACCGCUGUCUUCUGCGACCGGUGCGACCGGAGCCACCACUAUAGAAGAUAUUAAACGAAGUCCCCGACCGGUAUCUUUAUCGUCUGCCGCAUCAUCAGCGGCGGCCACGAGCGCCUUUAUCGAAGAGAAACGUCCAUCAUUUGAACGCAAACCCUCAUUAACUUAUGAACUGAGUGACGCUGCCUUCGAACAAGUGUUAAGACCAUUUCAUCAUAAAGCUACAGGCGGUAUGGCACGUAAACCAUCGCUGGCUGGUUCCCAUAAGCCUCCAUUAAAAAAGAAAUCUCUUAGCGAUGAAACGGAUGAAGAUGAGGAGUCAGAUCGCAAACGUAAACGUAUUGUUUGCAUAGUGAUGACAGUGUUUUUAUGCUUAGUAUGUGCCAGUGUAUUUGUUGUAAUUAUGACCUUAACCCAUUCUUCGGGGCAAACGCAUCAUCAUCAUUUAACAACAAAGAAAACGUAUUCAUACAAUCGCGAGGUUCCUGUACACUAUAACGUUCGACAAGAGAAUGAACGUUUAAUGAAAGAGACGAUGGAGCGAGGACGUUACGGUAAGAAUUUAACUGAGACAGCAUCCUCUUUAUUGGCAGCCACCACUUCGGCAUUAUUAACUCUGCCCCAGCAACAGCAACAGCAACAUCAGCAGCAACAUCACCACCAGCAGCAGCAGCAGCAGCAGCAGCAACAACAACAACAACAACAACAGCAGCAGCAGCAGCAACAUCAACCGCAGCAAAUGUCAGCAAUACAGCAGCAAGAACCUUUCCAGCGCCAAUAGCAUACACUUCCUUAUUUACA